AACCAACCCCCCCCCCCGGCCCCAAAACUCUCUCUCUGCCUCUCUCCCAGUAUUCCUUUCCAGAGAAUCUGAAGAAUUUUCCGUCAGAAAAAACCAAUCCCGGUCCCAAACCCAGAUCCGAAAGACCCCUUCGGAGUCUACCUUCAUUUGUCUUGACGGUGAGAAUCUUUAGCAGAUUAGGAUUUAUUCUCCGACUACGAAGUCCCAAUCCCAUUCUUUUUUCUCACAACAAUAUUCUUUACCCACUACCAAUUUCCAUUAAAAAAGAAGGCCUUUUUUCUCGCUCUCUUUUCCUUCACGUUCUUUUUCUCAUCCCGAUUACCCAAGAAAAAACUCCCGUGUGAUGACCCUAAAACCCGAGUUUAAUUCGGUUAUUAAUGGGGUUCCCUGAUUUUUAAUUUUCUAGUACAGCUAGAUGCUAGAGCUCUCUCUACAUAUAUCGCUUAGACUUUUUUUUUUUUUUUUUUUUGUGGAAGUCCAGAUGCUUUAGUUUGGUUUUUGAUGUAUAGAAAAGGUUAUUUGAUCGUUGUGUUUGUGUUGGGACGCGAUGGAUCUGAGACUGGAUUGAAAUCGAAGAUCUGUCGGCGAUGAACAAAAGCUUUUAGAUCAUUGUAUUACCAGAUUGUAUUGGAUUUCCAGCUAAGACGGUGAAGGGGCUGAGCUUACUGCUUGUCUUUGUUUGAUUGGGAGCUGAAUCAUGGAGCAUGUGAUUGGUGGAAAGUUUAAGCUCGGGCGGAAGAUCGGUAGCGGAUCGUUUGGCGAGCUCUAUUUGGGAGUCUGUGAAGACCAAGCACCCUCAGCUUCACUAUGAGUCAAAAUUAUACAUGCUUCUGCAAGGAGGAACGGGUAUUCCCCAUCUGAAAUGGUUUGGUGUUGAGGGUGAGUACAAUGUUAUGGUUAUUGACCUUCUUGGACCAAGCCUAGAAGACCUAUUCAACUAUUGCAACCGGAAGUUUACUUUAAAAACAGUUUUGAUGCUUGCAGAUCAGUUAAUAAACAGAGUUGAGUAUAUGCACUCACGGGGUUUUCUUCACCGUGACAUAAAGCCUGAUAACUUUUUAAUGGGUUUAGGGCGCAAAGCUAAUCAGGUAUAUAUAAUUGAUUAUGGUCUGGCAAAAAAGUACAGGGAUCUUCAAACACACAAGCACAUACCGUACAGGGAAAACAAAAAUCUCACAGGAACUGCUCGUUAUGCAAGUGUUAAUACUCACCUUGGAGUUGAACAAAGCAGAAGAGAUGAUCUGGAGUCUCUUGGUUAUUUGCUCAUGUACUUUCUGAGGGGAAGCCUUCCUUGGCAAGGAUUAAAAGCGGGUACUAAGAAGCAGAAGUAUGACAAGAUCAGUGAAAAGAAGAUGCUUACUCCCAUAGAGGUCCUUUGCAAAUCGUAUCCAUCAGAGUUCACCUCAUACUUUCAUUACUGCCGAUCGCUAAGGUUUGAAGACAAACCAGAUUAUUCAUAUCUGAAGAGGCUUUUCCGGGAUCUAUUUAUUCGAGAAGGUUAUCAGUUUGACUAUGUAUUUGAUUGGACGAUAUUAAAGUAUCCUCAAAUUGGCUCCAGUUCUAGAGCGCGACCAAGUGGGAAACCUGCAUUGAACCCAGGAACAUCUGCUGAAAAAAUAGAGAAGCCUUCAGUGGGACAAGAAAUUCGAGAUAGGUUCUCAGGUGCUGUUGAGGCCUUUUCUAGAAGGAAUGGCUCAGGGCACGGUUUGCAUGGUGAUCACUCGCGGCACAGAUCUUCAGAUGAUGUGCCAUCGUCCAAGGAUGUGCAACCUGAUUCUGAAAGGGGACGCAGUUCUUCUCGUAAUGGCAGUACCUCAAAAAGGCCUGUAAAAUCAAGCAGCCGGCCUAGCUCCUCUGGUGAGCCCAGUGAGAAUCGGUCAAGUCGGCUGGUUUCAAGCAGUGGUCGGCUGUCCUCCACCCAGAGGAUUCAACCUGGGUUUGAAUCCAAGACAUCAUCUUUUAACCGUAGUGCAGCCACCAGAGGUGGUCGAGAUGAUGCUCUUCGGAGCUUUGAGCUCCUGUCGAUCGGCACAGGAAAGAGGAAAUAAAGCACGAACCCAUGUGGGAAAGAGUGCCUAAUUCAAGGCUCAAGACGACUCUUUUCAGUUUGUGACGAUGUCAGUAAUGUUAUGGUUUUGCCUCGGUUACUUUGUAUAUGUGUAUCAAUUGUUGGGUUCAAUUCACAGCUAAAAGCUCACUGAAAUUUCUCCCAUAAACACGUCCAGACGCUUGUACCCCACUGGGUCUCAAGCCUUUAUAAUGAGAUGGCUCUUUAGACUCGUCCAAAACUCAAAACCUUGCUUUGUCAACGAAUGCGUCCUUUGUUUUCU
Juglans regia (Persian walnut) is the source of this 2330-nucleotide messenger RNA. RefSeq names its product casein kinase 1-like protein 10. The coding region runs from base 825 to 2048 and encodes 407 amino acids. NCBI's taxonomy places the organism in Eukaryota, Viridiplantae, Streptophyta, Magnoliopsida, Fagales, Juglandaceae. Gene Ontology annotation, molecular function: protein serine/threonine kinase activity; ATP binding. Gene Ontology annotation, biological process: endocytosis; peptidyl-serine phosphorylation; signal transduction. Gene Ontology annotation, cellular component: nucleus; cytoplasm. The record is from RefSeq and is a predicted model, not a curated record. The transcript has 13 exons.